Molecule: messenger RNA, 1263 nt
Organism: Osmerus eperlanus (European smelt)
Lineage: Eukaryota; Metazoa; Chordata; Actinopteri; Osmeriformes; Osmeridae
Product: acylphosphatase-2-like
Exons: 2
Coding region: 1-249 (82 amino acids)
Molecular function (GO): acylphosphatase activity
Source: RefSeq, a predicted model, not a curated record
AUGAAACCAUAUUAUGUAUUUCAGUACACUGAAGACCAGGGGAAGAACCUGGGCCUGAGUGUCUGGGUGAAAAAUACUAGACAGGGAACAGUGAUUGGCCAAGUACAGGGACCCCAGGACAAGGUGAUCACAUUUAACGCCUGGCUGAGCACAGUUGGCAGUCCCAGUUCACGGAUUGACCGUGCCGUUUUUUCUAACCAGAGGGAUAUUCCCAAACUGGAGCUUCAUGGCUUUGGUACUUGCCACUGAAUACUGGAGAACAUGCGCACUUUUCAAAUUUUUGAAUUGUUCCCGAAAAUAUUAAUGAUGGGCUAUAAAUCAAUUUACUAAUUUACAAAUUGUUUGUGGGAGAAAGACAAAUAAAAUUUAACAUUGAAAUUGGGUAGAGGGUUAUUUUUGUUUUUCUAAACAACUUGUGUCAGUAUAGUUGCAUGACAUGCUUUUAAGCACUUCUAAGCAUUGCUGGUAUAAGCAUAUAGAAUAUCUUCUUAUCAGCAGGUUUAGCACCUACUGUAUAGACCACUCCAUGCCACAUCUACCUCCUACAAGAUACCUUUUCAUCCCGGCAUACACCACUGCAGAAACUCAUAGUCAUGACAGACAGGCCAGAAUCCUCUUAAAUGACAGCUACCAGAUUAGAUCAGAGGCUUAAGGGUUUACAUACAGCUGUGCCCCCCCAAUAAAACCUAGAACAACAGUAGGAGGCCUGCAUUGGAAUGUGGCUUUAUGUGUGUGAGCGUUCAUGUGUCACCAAAAUAUGCAAUGGUAUGUAGAGCAACAGGUAGCUAACCGGACACUUUAACGUAUCUAUCUUGCUCAAAUGACUGAUCCUUUAAUAAUCAACUAUUUGGACCGUAGACCCUACUGUUCACGUUGCCCCAUCUAGAUUUGACAAAUAAAGUAAACCUGUUACUGUUUAUUGUUAUUGUUAUAAUUUCCGUUACUAGUUGGUGACAACGGGGGACGGGGCAUUCUCACCCUUAUUCUAUAAAUAUAACUUAUUUUAGAGUUCUUUCCCCUGGAACAUAUUUCAUGUUCCAACCGAGGGGGGCUGGCGCUGUUUUAGUGUCUAGGGCUGCAUCAAAUACCCUUUUUUUGCUCUGCUAAAUUGCUGCACUAGUCCACACUUGACCGGUGGGGAUUUCAUUCUAAUAUGACUGUAACUGUUAGCUGCUCCUGGCAUUCUCUAAUCCCUGCUCUCUUUUCUCUGUCCCCCCUCCACACAUCCCCUGUGGUGUGGGGGGUUUGAGCUGUCAGCACCUG